AUGGCUGCAAAUAUGGGGGGCACACGGCCAUGCGCUGCUGCCUCGCACUUUGAGGUUGAGAAGUUCGUGAAAGAAGUGUUGCGACGGACGCCGCGGCACAGCCAAGGCUGCCAUGAACGCUUGCGUAUUGCAGCCCUUGUAGGGCAGCCCAUGACCAGCUUUGCAUUGUUUCGAUUGCGCCUGGGACGCCUCUUGCAUACCAGCGCUGCAGAAAGCAUGAUCUUGCUCCUGGUCACCUUGGAGCUUCUCACCUCCUUCAUCGAAGCAGGGGUCGAGUCUAGAUUCCUCUGCUUAUUUUCUCAGGAGGCUCCGGACCUCGUUCAUGGCUUCGCAUGCGAAGGCGCGCACGCCGAGCGCACCGCUGCAGUUUUGGAGGCCUUUGGAAGCCUGUCCUGUGUUAUCGUCUGUGUCUUCGCGCUGGAGAUGGUCCUCAAGAUCAUGGUUGCUCCGUUCCAGAUGCUGGGUAACCCAUGGCAUUUAUUGGAUUUGGGCGUGGUGUGCAUGAAUGUGGCGUUUACGCUUUUCUCACAACAAACUGCUCACAUGGCAUUCGCUGUUCGAUGGUGGCGGAUUAUUCGCUUUUUGAAGUUGAUAGAGGAGGAGGCGGUUCUGGUGGAAGAACGCAUCAGGAAGCGCUUUGAGAGAGAAAUUGGGUCAACAUCCGACGCACAUCCUGCGGAUGGACCUCGCAACAACCCCAGCGAUGCAGCAGCGACGUCCUCGCCUGGACAAGCAAAAGGCGCAGCGUUAACUUCCACACCGCCUCUUGAGCGAGGCAUGAUCAUUGGCAGCGGGGUCGGCGUUGUCUGUGGCACCGUCAUUGGAGCUGCGGUUGGGGUGCUCCCAGCACUGUUCACGUUUGGCCUUUCCAUCCCGAUCUUUGCUGUCGGUGGUGGAGGGACCGGCCUUUUCGUUGGUGGUGCGACCGGCUUGGCCGGCGCUUGGGCGACUCAACGUGUCAAAGCGGACUGA
Symbiodinium natans is the source of this 972-nucleotide messenger RNA. The record is from the annotation of a GenBank genome assembly. Lineage: Eukaryota; Dinophyceae; Suessiales; Symbiodiniaceae.